Cricetulus griseus (Chinese hamster) is the source of this 780-nucleotide messenger RNA. The record is from RefSeq and is a predicted model, not a curated record. Lineage: Eukaryota; Metazoa; Chordata; Mammalia; Rodentia; Cricetidae.
AUGAGGCAUACUCAAGUCCUCAUAUCAGUCCUGUUACUCCUUCUCCCAGCUGCUGUGUCUUCCUUCCCAGAAGUGCACGGAGUGGUUGGUCACCCUGUGACACUGCCAUGUAGUUAUCCAGUGCCUAAUGGCAUCUCCUCCAUGUGUUGGGGCCGAGGGGAAUGUAGGGAUACAUGUGGACAAACACUUAUCUGGACUGAUGGCCACAGGAUCUACUAUCAGACAAGCAAUCGCUACCAGCUUAAGGGACAGAAUCUUGAAGGACAUGUGUCCUUGACCAUUAAGAAUGUCACUGUGAGUGACAGUGGUCUCUACUGCUGUCGAGUGGAAAUGAAGGGCCCGAAUGGUGUACAGAAACUGACCAUCUCACUGCAAGUUCAGCCAGAAAUUCCAACAAGUCCUCCAAGGGGACACACAACGAUCACAACAUCCACAACUACUUCAACAAGACUCACAGGUGCUCCAAAAUCAACCAGAAUCUCUACCUCUACUCCUCUACCACCAUCAGACACACUGACACCCAAACCAGGUUAUCUGGAAGUACAGAUUAGAUUGGAACAGCAUUGUGACAUCUUCAGACCACGCUUGGAACAAUCACACUGUAAGCAUAUUCCUCCCUGUGUCCAUAACCAGGUUCCCUUGUCUUUAAAGACUUUGCCUGAAGUUUUCCCAACAAAGAUACCAUUGAGGGACACCACUAAAAUCACCUAUGUUGGAAUCUCCAUUGCCAUCUUGUUGCUGCUGCUUCUUGCAAGUGUCCUGAUUUUUGCCAGUGAGUAG